CAGCGCGAGCUGCCUGGACUCUGGAGAGUAUGACUUAGGUACCAUAACUUCCGGUACAGCCUUUCUUUACAGUUCGCAAAGUUCAUGGGCAUGAGAGCAGCGAAGGUUCCGGAGCUAGUUUGUGCUUUAGACUUCCAUGUUUCCAUUUGCAGUUGGGUGAAGUGAUUAGAGCUGAAAAGGAACCCCUGGAGUCAGACAAUUUAACUCAAACAUCUGGGAAAUUCGCUCUGAGGAAGGCUGUCUGGGACUUGAACUCCACUCUAGGGAACGGACUUGCCGGGACUGACAGUGGCCGGAAGUGAGGCUGCGGGGAAUGGCCGCCGCUGCGACCAUGGCUGCUGCCGCCCGGGAACUGGUAUUGCGGGCUGGAACCUCAGAUAUGGAGGAGGAAGAGGGCCCGCUGGCCAGUGGUCCUGGGCUCCAGGAACCACUGCAACUUGGGGAGUUGGAUAUUACUUCUGAUGAGUACAUCCUGGAUGAAGUGGAUGUUCACAUUCAGGCAAAUCUGGAGGAUGAGUUAGUAAAGGAAGCUCUUAAAACGGGUGUAGAUCUUCGUCACUAUUCAAAGCAAGUUGAGCUGGAGCUACAGCAGAUUGAACAGAAAUCCAUUCGGGAUUAUAUUCAAGAGAGUGAGAAUAUAGCAUCUCUGCACAACCAGAUCACAGCCUGUGAUGCUGUCCUGGAGCGAAUGGAGCAGAUGUUGGGAGCUUUUCAGAGUGACCUCAGCUCCAUCAGCUCUGAGAUUCGGACACUGCAGGAACAGUCAGGAGCCAUGAAUAUUCGACUUCGAAAUCGCCAGGCAGUUCGAGGGAAACUUGGGGAACUUGUUGAUGGUCUGGUGGUGCCUUCUGCUCUGGUCAUGGCAAUUCUAGAGGCUCCAGUGACAGAACCCAGGUUCUUGGAACAGCUACAGGAGCUGGAUGCCAAGGCAGCCGCAGUCAGGGAGCAGGAAGCUAGAGGCACGGCGGCCUGCGCAGAUGUCAGAGGCGUGCUUGAUCGGCUCCGGGUCAAGGCAGUGGCGAAGAUCCGAGAGUUUAUCCUCCAGAAGAUUUAUUCCUUCAGGAAACCAAUGACCAACUAUCAGAUCCCCCAGACAGCCCUGCUGAAGUACAGGUUCUUCUAUCAGUUUCUGCUGGGCAAUGAACGAGCAACAGCAAAGGAGAUCAGGGAUGAAUACGUGGAGACGCUGAGCAAGAUCUACCUGUCUUACUACCGCUCUUACCUGGGGCGGCUCAUGAAGGUGCAGUAUGAGGAAGUUGCUGAGAAAGAUGAUCUGAUGGGUGUGGAAGAUACGGCAAAGAAAGGGUUCUUCUCAAAGCCAUCGCUCCGCAGCAGGAACACCAUUUUCACCCUGGGAACCCGUGGCUCUGUCAUCUCCCCGACUGAACUUGAGGCCCCCAUCCUGGUGCCUCACACAGCCCAGCGUGGAGAGCAGAGGUAUCCAUUUGAGGCUCUCUUCCGCAGCCAGCACUAUGCCCUCCUAGACAAUUCCUGCCGUGAAUAUCUUUUCAUCUGUGAAUUUUUUGUUGUGUCUGGCCCGGCUGCACACGACCUGUUCCAUGCUGUCAUGGGCCGUACACUCAGCAUGACCCUGAAACACCUGGAGUCCUAUCUCACUGACUGCUAUGAUGCCAUUGCUGUGUUUCUCUGUAUCCACAUUGUUCUCCGGUUCCGCAACAUUGCAGCAAAGAGGGAUGUUCCUGCCCUGGACAGGUACUGGGAACAGGUGCUUGCCUUGCUAUGGCCACGGUUUGAGAUGAUCCUGGAGAUGAAUGUCCAGAGCGUCCGAAGCACUGACCCUCAGCGCCUUGGAGGGUUGGAUACUCGGCCCCACUAUAUCACGCGCCGCUAUGCAGAGUUCUCCUCUGCUCUUGUCAGCAUCAACCAGACAAUUCCCAAUGAAAGGACCAUGCAAUUGCUGGGACAGUUACAGGUGGAGGUGGAGAAUUUUGUCCUCCGAGUGGCAGCUGAGUUCUCCUCAAGGAAGGAGCAGCUUGUGUUUCUGAUCAACAACUAUGACAUGAUGCUGGGUGUGCUGAUGGAGCGGGCCGCAGAUGACAGCAAAGAGGUCGAGAGCUUCCAGCAGCUGCUCAAUGCUCGGACACAGGAUCUCAGGCCUGAGGCCUACUUUCCACAGGAACUGGAUGCAAGGUACUACAAUUCCUUUUUCAGGAAGAGAGGCUCUUGCUCCAAGCCUGGCAUACAGCAUAUGCCCUUUCAGGCAGGGACGCCACCGCCUGGGUCUUUGGUUCUUGUCCUGGUCUGGUUAUUUUCCCAUGUACUGCUUCCGCUUUGUGACUGCUCUAGGCAUUCCUCCUACUACAAACUACUAUAUGGUUAUAUAGAAGGAUUAUAUAAAUGACAGCACUAAAUGUGUUGGAACAGCUCUGACUACAAUACCUGUAUGAUUAGUAUAGAAAGAGUAUAUGGAACUAAGUAUGUUAGAUAUAAGUAUUAAGUAUGAUUAUAUAAGCUAGAAAUAUGUAAGCAGUAAGUUAUACUUCAGGCACUAAUUCUAUAAACUAAUAUAUGAUUAUAUAUGAAGGAUUACAUAAAGGAAAUAGCUGAGUAAUAACACUAUAAACUAAGGUAUUCUUCAGGUACUAAUUGUGCCUGGGGUUCGCACAGCACUCCUUCCGCGUUGCCCAUGUAGGGGGUUACCCACUAUGGGGUUUCACGAUGUUGGCCAGGCUGAUCUUAAACUCCUGACCUUAGGUGAUCCACUCACCUUGGCAUGAGCCACUGUGCCGGGCCCAGAUUCUGUGUUUAAUGACACUGAAAAACAGAAUGAAUUUUUGUUUCUGUAUAUAUAUAGCUAUACUUUUAAAAGGAAGAACAUGCACAAAAAAGGGGAAAAAGCAAGAGCAAAAAAAACGCGACAUUUAGUUCAACGAGUGGCUGUGCAUGAGGCACAGGGAUGGUUUGAGGAGGAUUUCAUAGUUUGAUGGUAACUUCUGCCAAUCUGCUACUUCUUGGAUUGUGUGUUGUGUUCCUGGGUAUUUAUAUCAUUAAAAAACAAAACAGUCCAGGUGCGGUAGCUGGUGCCUGUAAUCCCAGCACUUUGGGAGGCUGAGGCAGGCGGAUCACCUGAGGUGAGGAGAUCAAGAUGAUCCUGGCUAACAUGGUGAAACCUCGUCUCUACUAAAAUACAAAAAAUUAGCCAGGCAUGGUGGUAGACACCUGUAAUCCCAGCACUUGGGAGGCCAAGGCAGGAGAAUCGCUUGAACCCAGGAGGUGGAGGUUGCAGCAGUGAGCUGAGGUUGCAGUGAGCUGAGAUUGCGCCAUUGCACUCCAGCCUGGGCAACAGAGUAAGACUCGCAAAAAAAAAGAAAACCACUGCACUGGGCUGUUUUAUUUUUUUAAUGAUAUAAACACUGAUGAGAUGAGGCAAAAAAAAAAAAAUAAAAGCCAGGCAUAGUGGUGCACACUUGUAGUCCUAGCUAUUUGGGAGGCAAAGGCGAGAGGACCACUUGAAAUCCAGGAGUUCGAGGUUACAGCAAGCUAUGAUACUGCCGUUAUAGUCCACCCUAGGCAACAGAGCAAGACCUGUCUCAAACAGCACAGCAAAACAAAAAUCCCCAGAAUCACAGGAUUCUUUUCAGGCAUAAUUUUGCUAAUAUUGUCAUGUUAUUGCAUAUAGCUAUAGCUCAUUCUUUUAAAUUGCCAUAUGUGACUUGUGUGAUUAAACAGAUUCUAUAAAUA
Molecule: messenger RNA, 3702 nt
Organism: Callithrix jacchus (white-tufted-ear marmoset)
Lineage: Eukaryota; Metazoa; Chordata; Mammalia; Primates; Cebidae
Gene: VPS52
Product: VPS52 subunit of GARP complex
Biological process (GO): retrograde transport, endosome to Golgi; endocytic recycling; lysosomal transport
Cellular component (GO): GARP complex
Molecular function (GO): syntaxin binding
Source: RefSeq, a predicted model, not a curated record